GAGUCUUGUCAAAGUUUCUGUUCGUCGGUCGUGUUCCUUCCUUUCGUGUUUACGUGCUACUCGUGAUGGAGUGAAAAUACCAAGUUUUCCACGUAUUUUCCCAUAAUUUCUUAUAAUACUCGCCUAUUUUAUUAUUUCCAUUAUGGAAUAUAUGAAAACUGGCGAUACGCCAUCUAUGGCGUCGAACAGUACGACGAAUAUAAAUAAAAUUCUUUGCUGCGAAUGCGGAACUCCCAUUGAGCCAAAUCCGUCCAAUAUGUGCGUGGCUUGCUUACGCACGCAUGUGGACAUUACAGCCAAUAUUCCCAAACAGGCGGUCGUUUUCUUCUGCCGGAACUGCGAACGAUAUCUGAACCCUCCCAGUGAAUGGGUUCAGUGUAGUUUGGAAUCGAAGGAGCUGUUGUCGGUUUGCUUGAAGCGUUUGAAAGGAUUGAAGGAAGUUAAGCUGGUCGAUGCUGGCUUCGUAUGGACGGAACCUCAUUCCAAGCGGAUAAAGGUAAAACUGACGGUCCAUGGAGAAGUUAUGGAUGGAGUGGUGCUGCAGCAGGUUUUCGUGGUUGAAUUUACCGUCAACAAUCAGAUGUGCGACGAUUGCCACCGGACGGAGGCCAAAGAUUUCUGGCGGUGUUUAGUUCAGGUGCGCCAGAAGGCCAUCAACAAGAAAACACUUUUCUAUCUAGAACAGAUGAUCCUGAAGCACAAGGCUCAUGAAAAUACACUGGGAAUCAAACCGUCCCCAUCGGGAGGAUUGGAUUUUUACUACGCAACUGAUGCCCAUGCUAGGAAAAUGGUCGACUUUGUUCAGGCAGUACUUCCCGUUAAAGUUACUAAUUCGAAGAAACUGAUUUCCCACGACAUCCACAGUAAUUCCUACAAUUACAAAUAUUCAUAUGCGCUGGACGUGGUUCCGAUAUCCAAGGGAAGUCUUGUUUGUUUGAACAAAAAGCUUCAGCAACAACUGGGACAUAUUUCGCCAAUUUGUUUGGUCACUAAAGUGGCUAAUGCAGUGCACCUGAUGGAUCCGCGGACAGCCCAAAUGGCAGAAGUACAGAAUAUGGCAUUCUGGAAGAAUCCAUUCGAAACGAUUUGUAAUCCCAAACAGAUGAUCGAGUUUAUUGUGAUGGAUAUUGAAAUCGUGCGUGACAAUGAGAAAAAGAAUUUCCCGGGACAAGGACCGGUUUCAUACCGUCACGUUUUGGCUGAUGUUUGGGUUGUGAAGGCUUCCGAGUUGGGAAUCAACGAAAAUACUGUGCAUAUACGUUCCCAUCUGGGCCAUUUGCUGAAACCUGGAGAUUCGGUCAUGGGUUACGAUUUGCAGGAUGCCAACAUUAACAAUGCAGAGUUCGAGAAGCUCAAACAAGAAUCCGUUCCCGAUAUUUUGUUAAUCAAGAAGUACUACGAUAAAUCCGCCAGAAAACAGACGCGCAACUGGAAACUGAAACACCUCACCGAAGAUGUAGCUCUGGACACAGAUAUCGAAAAUGACUACAAUGAGUUCCUGGAGGAUUUGGAGGACGACCCAGACUUGCGACAGAAUGUGAACAUCUUCAAAGACAAUUCAAAAGUUAUUCCGGUCGAUGUGAACGAUAUGGCAGAUCCAUCGGCUCCGCGCAUUACAUUGGAAGAAAUGUUGGACGAUUUGGUGCUUGAUGAUGUCGAAAUGGCGGAGGCUUAAUUACCGAGUUAUUUCUGUUGAAAAUAAUGUUGAUUGAAACAUUUAUUGUAGAUUGAUAUUGGCAGGAAAUUACAGUGGAAAUCAAACCGAA
Messenger RNA from Armigeres subalbatus, 1766 nucleotides. It is a transcript of the gene Nmd3, whose product is annotated as 60S ribosomal export protein NMD3. The coding region runs from base 143 to 1675 and encodes 510 amino acids. The transcript is spliced from 2 exons. Lineage: Eukaryota; Metazoa; Arthropoda; Insecta; Diptera; Culicidae. Gene Ontology annotation, cellular component: cytoplasm; nucleus. Gene Ontology annotation, molecular function: ribosomal large subunit binding. Gene Ontology annotation, biological process: ribosomal large subunit export from nucleus. The record is from RefSeq and is a predicted model, not a curated record.